GAUAAAAUUUAGAAGGUACCAUUGCAGAUAGCCUUAUUUACCCUAAAGUCUCUCCAAGACUCCAACCGUCGGAGUACACGCGGGUGCCAUCAUUUAACAGUUUCCUUUUUCGUUUCCUUCCCUCCCCACCGUCCGGCCUAUGGGCUAUCGAUGAUUGAUAACUGAUUGGCCCACUUCAAUUCCAGCCGUCUCGUUGGCAGCCGCGCGAUCCUUCGAAAGCCGACGAACCCCACCACCGCCACCGCCCCCGCCCCCAACGCAGAGGAGGGAGAGAGAGAGCGGUUUGCCCGCCCCGUGACCCGCCGACGCAACUGACACCGACGCGGUCGUCCCGUCUUCCUUCUCCAGUCCUCCUCCUCGUCGUCGUCGUCGUCGCGCGAUGGCUUCGGGCGCCUCCGGGGUCGCGGCGCUCGGGAUCUCCGGCGCCGACGGCGAGUGGGCGGCCGCGUGCCCACCGCUGCGUCGGAACCUGCACCUGCUCGCGCCCGACGAGGUUGAACUUGCAAAAAUGCUGUUGAAUGAGGGGCAGAUGCACCUGUUUGAACACUGGCCAGAACCAGGUGUUGAUAAUGACAAGAAAAAAAGCUUCUUUGAUCAGGUUCGUCGACUUAAUUCAAGCUAUCCUGGAGGGCUGGUAUCGUACAUCCAGAAUGCCAAAAAACUUUUGGCAGAUUCAAAGGCAGGCAAAAAUCCAUAUGAUGGUUUUACUCCUUCUGUUCCUUCAGGGGAGGUAUUGACCUUUGGCUAUGACAAUUUUGUUUCACUGGAAGCAGCUGGGGUAAAAGAAGCACGGAGUGCUGCAUUUGUUCUUGUAGCUGGAGGGCUUGGUGAAAGACUUGGCUAUAAAGGAAUUAAGGUAGCACUCCCCAGGGAAACAAUUACUGGAAAAUGUUUCCUUCAACAUUAUAUAGAGUCUAUUCUGUCUUUACAAGAGGCCAGCUGCAAAAUGGUUGAUGACGGGUGUCAUACACAGAUUCCAUUUGUUAUUAUGACUUCUGAUGAUACAAAUGCGCUAACCAUCCAGCUUUUGGAGUCGAACUCCUAUUUUGGAAUGGAACCAUCUCAAGUGAAAAUACUAAAGCAGGAAAAAGUAGCGUGUCUAACUGACAAUGAUGCAAGGCUUGCAUUAGACCCAAAUGACAAGUACAAAAUUCAGACAAAGCCACAUGGGCAUGGAGAUGUUCAUUCUCUUCUUUAUUCAAGUGGCUUGCUUGAGCAAUGGAAAAGUGAAGGGCGGAAGUGGGUUCUCUUUUUCCAGGAUACAAAUGGACUGCUUUUCAAUGCAAUACCAUCAGCAUUAGGUGUCAGUGCCACUAAGGGUUACAACGUAAAUUCUCUUGCAGUUCCUAGGAAGGCAAAGGAAGCAAUUGGAGGAAUUACCAAACUUACUCACGUUGAUGGUAGAACAAUGGUCAUCAAUGUAGAAUACAAUCAGCUUGAUCCACUCCUUCGUGCAACUGGAUAUCCUGAUGGAGAUGCAAAUUGUGAAACAGGGUAUUCUCCAUAUCCUGGAAAUAUUAACCAGCUGAUACUGGAGCUUGGACCAUACAUUGAGGAGCUCAAAAAAACACAUGGCGCCAUUUCUGAAUUUGUAAAUCCCAAGUAUACUGAUUCGACCAAGACGGCAUUUAAAUCUUCCACUCGUCUAGAAUGCAUGAUGCAAGACUAUCCAAAGACACUGCCUCCUUCAGCAAAAGUUGGAUUCACGGUGAUGGAUACAUGGCUUGCUUAUGCUCCUGUGAAGAAUAAUCCUGAAGAUGCAGCUAAAGUUCCAAAAGGCAAUCCUUAUCAUAGUGCAACCUCGGGAGAGAUGGCAAUUUACAGGGCGAACAGCCUUAUUUUGAAAAAGGCUGGUGCCCAGAUAGCUGACCCUGUAGUGGACACCUUCAACGGGCAAGAGGUAGAGGUUUGGCCACGCAUAACCUGGAGUCCACGGUGGGGUCUUACCUUCAAGAAUGUCAAGGAGAAAGUGCGUGGGGACUCUUCCAUUUCUCAGAGGUCAGCUUUGGCCAUCAAUGGUCGGAACAUCUUCCUUGAAGGCCUUUCAUUGGACGGCACUCUUAUUAUCAACGCUGUUGAUGAAGCUGAGGUUAAAAUUACCGGUCAUGUACAAAAUAAAGGCUGGGCUAUCCAGCACGUCGACUACAAGGACAUCUCAGAGAAGGAGAAGAUCAGGAUCCGUGGAUUUAAGUUUGAGAAGGUUGAACAGCUAGAGGUGAACUACACGGAACCAGGAAAGUAUUCCUUGAGUGCAUGAACAAAGCAUUCCCUUGAUUGCUUGAUCGACCUGACCAGGUUCCAACCACUGGAAAUAGUUCACGUCACGAUUGCCUCCCAGAUUUUAGGAGGCCAUUACCAAUGACCUGAAAGUGUUCUUGUCCUUGGCAAGUACUAAUAAGGUGCAAUGUGCUUCACCAAUCAGUCAUCAUUCUUAAUGUAUAUUUGUACUUGUAUAGUACCCUCGUUUAUAGCCAAACCUUUUUCCCACUUUUGUGUAAUCAAAGUUGAAUAUUUAUAUUUGAUCCGAUGUUGCUGCAAUAAUUUAUAGUGAAUCAAAACUUGGUGCUGAAUCAAAAAGUACGUGCGGGCAAAA
Molecule: messenger RNA, 2593 nt
Organism: Panicum virgatum (switchgrass)
Lineage: Eukaryota; Viridiplantae; Streptophyta; Magnoliopsida; Poales; Poaceae
Product: UDP-sugar pyrophosphorylase-like
Exons: 17
Coding region: 380-2257 (625 amino acids)
Biological process (GO): UDP-N-acetylglucosamine biosynthetic process
Molecular function (GO): UDP-N-acetylglucosamine diphosphorylase activity
Source: RefSeq, a predicted model, not a curated record